UAUCCUUUGUUUAAUUCCCUCUUUCCUCCUCUUUAUAUAUUGCGCCCCUCACUCUCCUUCCUCCCUACUCUCUCCCUUCUCUUCUCUUCUCUUCUUCAACCAAAACUAAACAGGGACGAGGACUCCACAACCACGAUUGGUACUAACUAAUUGCUUCACCUUCACACUCGAAGAUUUCACUUCUUUUCUUUUCUUUUCUUUUUAAUAAAACGCCAAAUGAAACAACUCAUCCGCCGUCUCUCCCGCGUUGCCGAUUCUUCCUCCCAAUACAGGCUCCUCCGUUCCGAUGCCUCCAACAGAGAACGCGCCACCCCCACGCGUUCAGCCGAAUCAUUCCUCAUCGCCGUCUCCUCGGUGAAAAAGCCGGGACGGCGGUCGGUUCCCCAAGGCCAUGUGCCGGUGUAUGUGGGGGAGGAAAUGGAACGAUUCGUUGUGAACGCCGAGUUGCUGAACCAUCCGGUUUUCGUUGGGUUGCUUAAUAAGUCGGCUCAGGAGUAUGGGUAUGAGCAAAAAGGGGUGCUUCGUAUUCCCUGUCACGUGCUAGUUUUCGAACGGGUAAUGGAAGCCUUGAGACUUGGGGUUGAGUCACGUGACCUCCAAGAUCUCCUUCGUUCUUUCUCCGACGACUGUUGUUUUCUCGAUUUCUAAGAGGAAGAGAAAGGACAUUUAAAACGCUGUCGUUUGCGCUUGUGUAAAUAUAGAAAGGUUAAAAGGAAGAAAACUGAAGAAAUUUUUAGGGUUUUCUUUUUCUUUCUUUCUUUUUUUUUUGUAUAGUCCUUCCCUGUAAAGAGGACUGCACAGAAAUGGAGAAAUUGCUUUUUUCCCCUA
This is a messenger RNA of Gossypium raimondii (Peruvian cotton), 828 nucleotides long. RefSeq lists its product as hypothetical. The coding region runs from base 217 to 648 and encodes 143 amino acids. NCBI's taxonomy places the organism in Eukaryota, Viridiplantae, Streptophyta, Magnoliopsida, Malvales, Malvaceae. Gene Ontology annotation, biological process: response to auxin. The record is from RefSeq and is a predicted model, not a curated record. The transcript has a single exon.